AUGGCAUCUCCAAUGGGUAAUGAAGGCGUCUUCAAAGCGCCGCAGACACCGCAAAGUCAGCCGAAGCCAGGGUUGGAGAAAAAUAUGAUUCCACCCAGCGAAGCAACCAAGCUCGAGUCGAGGGGUCAUUUUGUUGAGUAUACGGGCUCAGGCAAACUUGCCGAUAAGAAAGUCCUGAUUACAGGAGGGGAUUCUGGAAUCGGUCGAGCUGUUGCCAUAUUAAUGGCUCGAGAAGGUGCUGAUAUUACCAUCGUGCAUCUACCCGAAGAAAAAGACGACGCCGAAGAGACCAAGAAGGCGAUCGAGGCAGCGAGCCGCACAUGCCUGCUUUUUGCCGGAGAUCUCAGAAAGCGCGAUACUUGCCGAAGAGCCGUGGAGGAGCAUAUGAAUAGGUUUGAGAGGCUGAACAUCCUGAUCAACAAUGCUUCAAAACAAUACAUGUGCAAGGACUUUUCGGAUAUUGACCUUGAUAAAGUGGAGGACAUAUUCCAGUGCAAUAUCAUUCAAAUGAUGGCGCUGACGAGAUAUGCGCUGCCAUAUCUGUCGAAGGGUGACUCCAUCAUUAACACUACGUCCACUGUGACUUUCCGAGGCUCGGGCAGCAUGGUUGAUUAUGCGGCAACGAAGGGUGCCAUUGUCGGCUUUACUCGAUCCCUCGCUACUCAAUUGAUCCCCAAGGGUAUUCGGGUGAAUGCUGUUGCCCCUGGUGCAAUCUACACACCAAUUCAAGCCGAUACUAGGAAGGCCGAACAGAUGGCCCACUGGGGUUCAAAGGGUCCCCUAGGCCGACCUGGCGAGCCAAGUGAAGUGGCACCGACGUUUGUGUUCCUCGCCAGCGCUGAUGCUUCGCUUUACUGUACGUGUUACCUGGGGAUUGUUCAACUUGGUAGCGUAGCACAAGACUCCGCUGACAUGAUGUACAGAUGGGCAGAUCAUGCAUUGUUAUCCACUGGGUGA
Aspergillus clavatus NRRL 1 is the source of this 957-nucleotide messenger RNA. Its product is annotated as oxidoreductase, short-chain dehydrogenase/reductase family. Bases 1 to 957 code for a protein of 318 amino acids. The record is from RefSeq and is a predicted model, not a curated record. The transcript is spliced from 6 exons. Gene Ontology annotation, molecular function: oxidoreductase activity. Lineage: Eukaryota; Fungi; Ascomycota; Eurotiomycetes; Eurotiales; Aspergillaceae.